Messenger RNA from Trypanosoma theileri, 1281 nucleotides. Its product is annotated as protein kinase. The record is from RefSeq and is a predicted model, not a curated record. Bases 1 to 1281 code for a protein of 426 amino acids. Gene Ontology annotation, molecular function: protein serine/threonine kinase activity; ATP binding. Gene Ontology annotation, cellular component: cytoplasm. Gene Ontology annotation, biological process: autophagy; peptidyl-serine phosphorylation. The transcript has a single exon. Lineage: Eukaryota; Euglenozoa; Kinetoplastea; Trypanosomatida; Trypanosomatidae.
AUGGAUACAGAUCGGAGAAAACUUGCAUUUGAAGAGGUUAUAACUCGUCUCCGUUUAUUGAGAAGCCAGUUGCUUGAAAAAAAGGAUUCUAACAUAAAACAUCAUGAAGAGUCAUGUGAUUUUUCUAAAAAACAAGAAGAUAGAAAAAAUGAGCUGCAAAUGGUUUCAGAAGGUUUUCCCAUUCCUAGUACUGCUGCUUUGGCAGAUGAGAAUACCAGUUGUAAUGAUGAUGACGUUAAUGGAUCUUUUUUUUCUUUGCUGAAGGUCGGUAGUUCGAGUGGAUCUGAGUUAGAAGUUAAUGAGAUGUGUCAAUCUUCUUUUGAGCUUGUUUGUCAAAAUGGUUCUGUUAUAAUUUCACAUACGGAUGAACUCUUGGGAAUAGGUGCAUAUUCGAAGGUAUACCAUGGUUCUAUUUGUUUUGUAACCCAGAGUGAAGAAAAACGUGAUGUGGCAGUGAAAGUAAUUCCUCUUAAACUCUAUCACCUUAAUGAGAUUGAUCGAUGGAUUCGUGUUCUUUCUUUUCAAGAAAGUAUCGUUCAUCCUUCUUUCAUUAGUUCCUAUUAUGCAGGGAUGCCCGAAUUAGAAAAUGAAGAGAAAUAUGUAAAAAUAUAUAUUGCUCUUGAAAAGGCUACUGGUGGAACUUUGGAUGGGUUUUUAAAGAAAAAUGAAAAAUUAAGUGAAGAUAUUAUUCGAAAUAUUCUUUCAGAUGUUUUGUGUGGAUUAUGUUACUUACAUAAUACCAUAGUUGCCGUUCAUAAUGAUGUAAAACCACAAAACAUACUUCUUGUAAUGGAUAAAGAAAGUAACCGUGUUCACUACAAAUUGGCAGACUUUGACGCUGUAUUUCCCGCCUUAUCUAAUCAAACCCUAACAGAUCCAGAAGCAUCCCUUUCAUAUAAAGAGAACAAAACUAUGAGUGAUGGAAAUUUCUGUGGUACUGCAAUAUAUAUGUCUCCAGAAAGUUGUAAAGGAAUACCUUAUCUCCCAUCUAAUGAUGUGUGGUCAAUAGGUAUCAUGACAUAUCAACUGUCAACAGGAAGAUUACCGUGGAGGCAAUUAGAGUUACAAGUGCCAUCAAUGAUUUUACACGGCUACCGUGAAGAUACAUCAAAUGCUUUUGGUCCGACAUUAGAUGAGUUUGAGGGAGAAACUGCUCAUUUUUACUCUGAUGAAUUAAAGGAUAUGGUAAAAGCCUGUCUUGCUAAGAAUGUAAAUGAGCGGCCUACUGUUGAAGCACUUUUACAGUAUCCUUUUUUUUCUUACCAACAGGAUAAUUCUUAA